CUUUUCCUCAACAAUGGCGGUAGUAGCCCGUAGUAGCCAGACCUCGGCCACCGCACCGGCCGAGAUGAGGCGCCGCCACCUCCCGCCAGUCAUGUUCCUCGCCGUGCUCUUGCUAGUGUCCCUCUCCUUCUGCCGCCACCUGCUUCUCCCGUCCCAGUCCCAACCCCCCUACACCGAUGACGACGACGCGCUCCUCCGCCGGCUAUCGGCCAUCGACGUCGGCGGCGACCAGAUUGUUGCCGACGCCGCCGCGAUGUUGUCCCACGCCUCGAUAUCCUCCUCCCCUAGCCAUGACAACCACCGCCACCUCCUCCUCCACCUCCGCCGCCUCCCUUACUCCACCACCGGCCCCAUGCUCCGCCUCCGCGUCCCAAACGACACGCUCCCGACCGACGGCUCCCUCCUCGCCGGCUUCCGCGCCUCGCUCCGCGCCUUCCUGCGCGCGCACAAGCACCGCCGUCGAGGCUCCAACAACGUCGCCGCCGUCAUGGGCGACGUCCCCGGCCACCUCGGCCUUGUCCGGCGCUUCCACACCUGCGCCGUCGUCGGGAACAGCGGCAUCCUCCUGGGCGCCGGCCGGGGCGCUCAGAUCGACGCGCACGACUUCGUCAUCCGCCUCAACAACGCCCCCGUCGCGGGCCACGCGCGCGACGUCGGCGCCAGGACGUCGCUCACCGUGGCGCACUCCUUCGUGCUCCACCGCUGCGCCGCGCCGUCGGCGGCCACCACCCCGGGCUGCGACUGCCACCCGAACGGCCGCGCGGCGCCGCUGGCGAUGUACGUCAGCAGGCCCGAGCACCUCCUGUACGUGCUCGCCUGCAACGCCACGGCCACGCCGGCGGCGCCGUUCCGGCUGGUCCUCACCGACGCGCGCCUCGACGCGCUGUGCGCGCGCGUCGCCAAGUACUACUCGCUGCGGCGGUUCGUGGCGGAGUCGGGGUCGCCGGCGAGCGGAUGGGCGCGGCGGCGCGACGGGAGGGACCCCUACUUCCACUACUCGACGGGGCUGCAGGCGGUGGUGACCGCGCUCGGGGUGUGCGACCGGGUGUCCAUGUUCGGGUUCGGGAGGGCGGCGGGGGUGAAGCACCACUACCACACCAACCGGAGCAAGGAGACGGAGGUGCAUGACUACGAGGCCGAGUACCAGUUCUAUGGCGACCUCCAGGCGCGGCCGGAGGCGGUGCCGUUCCUCGGCGAGGCGCCGGGUUUCGUGUUGCCGCCGGUGAAGCUCUACUGGUGACGUCGGCGUCGUCACGUUGGGCAUGCAGUUUGGUUUGGCUUUAUGCGACUUGUUGGACACUUGGUGCGCCCUGAUGUCUAGCAACCAUAACGCUUGGAAUGCUGUUAAUAAUCUCAAGAGCUACU
Messenger RNA from Sorghum bicolor (sorghum), 1365 nucleotides. RefSeq names its product sialyltransferase-like protein 2. Gene Ontology annotation, molecular function: sialyltransferase activity. The record is from RefSeq and is a predicted model, not a curated record. Lineage: Eukaryota; Viridiplantae; Streptophyta; Magnoliopsida; Poales; Poaceae. The transcript has a single exon. The coding region runs from base 14 to 1240 and encodes 408 amino acids.